This is a messenger RNA of Polyodon spathula (Mississippi paddlefish), 2336 nucleotides long. RefSeq names its product calumenin-like. The transcript has 7 exons. Gene Ontology annotation, cellular component: endoplasmic reticulum. The record is from RefSeq and is a predicted model, not a curated record. The coding region runs from base 23 to 1066 and encodes 347 amino acids. Lineage: Eukaryota; Metazoa; Chordata; Actinopteri; Acipenseriformes; Polyodontidae. Gene Ontology annotation, molecular function: calcium ion binding.
AUUUUUAUUUUUUUUACAGGAAAUGCUGCGGCCGGAGGGUGUAUAUCCGGCACUAAGAGGGGAUUCAGUGGUAGUUAGAGAGACUAUCAAGAAACGAAAGGAAGCCUGGGAUAUCAAAAUGGAGUGUCGACAGAUUCUACUUUGCUUGGCACUCUAUGUGGUGUGUACUCUGAGCAAACCCACGGAGAAGAAGGACCGCGUUCACCACGACCCCCAGCUCAGUGACAAAGUGCAUGAUGAUGGCGAAAACUUUGAGUAUGAUCACGAUGCCUUCCUGGGAGCAGAAGAUGCCAAAACCUUUGACCAGCUCACCCCAGAGGAGAGCAAGGAAAGGCUUGGAAUGAUUGUAGAUAAGAUUGACGAGGAUAAGGAUGGGUAUGUGACUGAGGAUGAGCUGAAGGCCUGGAUUAAAAAGGCCCAGAAGAUGUACGUCUAUGAUAAUGUGGAUCGGCAGUGGAAUGAUUUCGAUGUGAACAAUGAUGGGUCCAUCUCCUGGGACGAGUACAGAAAUGUCACCUAUGGCACAUAUCUGGAUGACCCAGACCCUGAAGAUGGUUUCAACUACAAACAGAUGAUGAAGAGGGAUGAGAGGCGUUUCAAACUGGCAGACAAGGAUGGCAACCUGAUUGCCACCAAAGAAGAAUUCACAGCUUUCCUGCACCCAGAAGAGUAUGACUACAUGAAGGAUAUUGUAGUUCUGGAAACAAUGGAAGAUAUUGAUAAGAAUGGAGAUGGUUUUAUUGAUCUAGAAGAGUAUAUUGGGGACAUGUAUAGUCAUGAAGGAGACCCUCAGGAGCCUGAGUGGGUAAAAACUGAGCGGGAACAGUUUGUGGAGUUCAGAGACAAAAAUAAAGAUGGUAGGAUGGACAAAGAGGAGACCAAGGACUGGAUUCUGCCUUCAGACUACGACCAUGCUGAAGCUGAAGCAAAGCACCUUGUUUACGAAUCUGACCAGGACAAGGAUGGCAAACUCACCAAAGAAGAAGUAGUAAAUAAAUAUGACUUGUUUGUUGGAAGUCAAGCAACUGAUUUUGGAGAAGCCUUAGUACGGCAUGAUGAGUUUUAAAGCUUUUUUUGUUAGUUAUUACUUGAUCCAGUUUCUUAGAUAAUUUAUUUUAUACUGCUUCCAUUUAACACUUUCCCAAGACUGUUUGUUUGUUUUUGUUGAGAGAGAAAUGGGGUCCUGGCCCACAUCACCACUGCAGGGCAUCAUUAUGACACUUACCUUUUUCACUCGCCUCCAUAUUUUAGCCCUUUUUUAUUUUUGUAUUUUGAUUGUGAAUUGAAGAAUACUUAUUUCUUUACUAUGAGUGUUUAGGUAAGUGUAAUUUCAAGGAAUACUUAAUGUCCUCCUGUUUGGAGGAGAGAAUAUUUUACCAUUUGUCUCUUUGCGCACACACACACACACACACCGGUAAUGUACUCUUCAACAGACCAUAAGCUUUCAGCCAUUGCAGUUAUUUCCUUAGAUAGUCUGAACCUGUAAUGAAAUUCAUAACCAAGCCCAUGUGAGAUAACCAGCCCAGAUUUAUUGAUCAUUUUUGAAAACAAAAGGCCAAAUGAACAGUUGGCAGGUCCUGUGUUUUUUAGCUUGUUAAAUAGCUGGUCAUUUUCAAUACACUACAUUUUGUCCAGAAACGUUUUCAUAUUUUGUUACGGAGAUAGGAAUAGUGGAAAGAAAAUGGAAUAAAAAGUAUGCCUUGGUUAUCUUUUACCUGUAAUGCUGCUACAGGUUGUACAUGUGCAAGGGUUUAUCUGGUGAAAGGCAGUUUGCUGCAUUUACUUUGUACUCUUAAUCAACCUUGGAUUUACCUUUUCAGUGUUGCCUUUUUUAAAAAUCAAUUUAAAAUGUGUAUAAACCCUGUAAUAUGUGCAUUGUAAAGUAAUUGAUCAUGUUUCUCAAGAACAUUCUAUUGGGAUAUACUACAGAUCAGGUGAAGUGAUAAUAACUCAACCACUGUAUUACUUGGAACAUUUUGUAAAAUUGGUAUUUUACUCUACCAUAUAAAAAUUAUAAUUAAUCAAUUAUACGUUGUAUGGAAGGUGGAUACAGUAUAGAGCCAUUGAAUUGUAAUGAACUGUUGCUGUUAAUCAAAGUUUGAAACAGUCUAAUUGAUGCAGAUUUUUUAAAUGACUUACUACUGCUAUUUCUUAGUAACUGUGGUACAAAGGACAUCUAUGAAAUUGUACCACACACUUUGAAAAAUAUUGCAUGAACACUUUUUAUGCUUUUAAGCUAUUUGAAUUGUAUGUAAUGCUAAAUGGACAGACCUGUUUCUCAAUAGUAAACUUUUUUUUUUUUAAUAAAACCAUGGUCCAUUUUAUUAACUCCAUGG